Messenger RNA from Paramuricea clavata, 375 nucleotides. NCBI's taxonomy places the organism in Eukaryota, Metazoa, Cnidaria, Anthozoa, Malacalcyonacea, Plexauridae. The record is from the annotation of a GenBank genome assembly.
AUGGGCGCCUUUGGCAUGCCAAUAUCAGACCAAGUGGAUGCCAGUGCCGAAGAAUAUCAUAGCGUGUGGUUGAAAUCAACGCAAAACAAAACUAUUAAAACAAAUGUUCGAAAUGAAUGUAGAGAGCAUCUGAAAGAGGUGCGAAAGCGCUAUGUGAAAGAUCUUCUGAAUCGGCAGAAUGUCAACGCGGUUGAUAUUGGCUAUAAGGAGAUUAAAGGUGAAGAAAUAGAUAAGCUUUCUCUCAAGAUCUGGGUGAGAGAAAAGAAACCUGAAAGUGAAUUGCCGCCAAAUGAAAUCCUUCCCAAGAAAAUUGAAGGUUGCGAUGUAGAUGUUAUCGAAAAUGAAGCCAUUUUCCUAGAUGAAAAGGCUGAGGAG